Messenger RNA from Dufourea novaeangliae, 1098 nucleotides. Its product is annotated as piggyBac transposable element-derived protein 3-like. The record is from RefSeq and is a predicted model, not a curated record. Lineage: Eukaryota; Metazoa; Arthropoda; Insecta; Hymenoptera; Halictidae. The transcript is spliced from 2 exons.
AUGUUGUUUGCUCAUUUGUUGGAGAAAAUAAAUAAUUAUAAUAUUGAAAAUGACAAUGCGGAAAAUUAUGAUCUAUUUGAGACAAACUCGAACACCGAUGAGAACGAAGAGAAUGUUUCGAACGUACGUAGAGGACGAAAGAGAAGGAGAUUUUUAGUUAGUUCCGAUAGUGAGAAUGAGGAAGAGGUAAUCGAAACUGCUAUAGACGGAACUGUUUGACAAGAAGUAAAAGAAGGGUUUAAUCCUGGCAGAGCACCUAUUCAUAAUAUUUUUAGGGAAACAUCAGGCCCGACAGGGUAUAGUAAACGAAAUAUUAUAAAAGGUAAAGUUAGGACGGCAUUUUCUCUGAUUAUUGAUAAGAAUAUAAUCGAACAUAUAAGAAAGUGCACAAAAACAGAGGCAUUUCGAGUGUUGGGAUAUAAAUGGGAUUUAUCUACUCCAAAGUUACAUGCAUUUACUGCACUCCUGUAUGCACGCGGCGCAUAUGAGGCUAAGAAUAUAGAUAUAGCACUUCUAUGGAACAAAAAGUGGGGUCCGGCAUUUUUCGCAAAUACUAUGAGCAGAAAUAACUUCACGGAGAUUAUGAGGUUUAUUCGAUUUGACGACAGAAAUCAACGAAGCCAACGCUUACAUACCGAUAAAUUCGCUUUGAUUUCUGAAGUUUGGUCCAAAUUCAUUGAGAACAGUCAAAACUGUUAUAAACCAGGACCAUAUAUUACUAUCGAUGAACAAUUGUUUCCAACAAAACCAAGGUGUAGAUUCACUCAGAACAUGCCCAAUAAACCGGACAAAUUUGGUAUCAAAUUCUGGUUAGCGUCCGAUGUAAGUAGCAAAUAUAUAAUAAACGGCUUUCCAUAUUUGGGAAAAGAUGAAAGGAGAGAACCUUCAGUUCCGCUUGGAGAGUUUGUCACUUUGAAAUUAGUAGAACCGUAUACAGGAUGUGGAAGAAAUAUAACCACGGACAAUUUUUUUACAAGCGUGUCUCUAGCAACAAAAGUUUUAGUAAAGAAAACUACGGUUGUUGGAACAAUUCGAGCAAAUAGAAGGGAGCUACCAAAAUUGACGAAACAGAAAAAAGACAAUAUGACACGUUUCUAA